AUGAAUUAUGAAGAACAAAUCGGAAAUGCAACAAAAUUAACACAAAAUAUUAUAAAUUAUCAAAGAGACGAUGUUGAUAACUUAACUGAUAGAUUAAAUUUCAGUUCAGCAUUAAAAACAGAGGAAUAUAUACCAAUUGAUGAUGACGAGAUUAAUGAAGAAAUUCUUGGUUCUUUUGGUCAAAUUGAAGAGGAAGAUGUUAUUUCUAAUGUUUAUUAUUAUGAAGAACAAAUCGGAAAUGCAACAAAAUUAACACAAAAUAUUAUAAAUUAUCAAAGAGACGAUGUUGAUAACUUAACUGAUAGAUUAAAUUUCAGUUCAGCAUUAAAAACAGAGGAAUAUAUACCAAUUGAUGAUGACGAGAUUAAUGAAGAAAUUCUUGGUUCUUUUGGUCAAAUUGAAGAGGAAGAUGUUAUUCUUGUAACUGUGAAUAAUCCAGAUAAAAUAAUUUUUGUUGGUGAGGCUUUAGUAGGAAAUGAAGCAGUUGACCAAUUAACUAAAUUUAAUCAAGCUUUAAAAGAUUUUUCAGGAUUGCAAAAUCCUAGACAUAUUGAUGGAAUCAUAUUGACCAAGUUUGAUACUAUAGAUGAUAAGGUGGGAGCUGCUCUUUCAAUGGCUUACACAACUGGUCAACCUAUCUUGUUUGUUGGUACCGGACAAACAUAUACAGAUUUAAAAAAUAUGAAAGUAGCACAUAUUGUACAACGCGGAAGUGUUACUAUUCGUCAAGAUUCUCAAUCAAAAGGUUCUAUUAACAUUACAAAUAGUAUUUAUAUUGGAAGUGAAAGUCUCCAAGAAAAAAUCGACGUCAAGAUUAAUUUUUCAGGAUUGCAAAAUCCUAGACAUAUUGAUGGAAUCAUAUUGACCAAGUUUGAUACUAUAGAUGAUAAGGUGGGAGCUGCUCUUUCAAUGGCUUACACAACUGGUCAACCUAUCUUGUUUGUUGAUUAUGAAGAACAAAUCGGAAAUGCAACAAAAUUAACACAAAAUAUUAUAAAUUAUCAAAGAGACGAUGUUGAUAACUUAACUGAUAGAUUAAAUUUCAGUUCAGCAUUAAAAACAGAGGAAUAUAUACCAAUUGAUGAUGACGAGAUUAAUGAAGAAAUUCUUGGUUCUUUUGGUCAAAUUGAAGAGGAAGAUGUUAUU
Messenger RNA from Entrophospora sp. SA101, 1146 nucleotides. NCBI's taxonomy places the organism in Eukaryota, Fungi, Glomeromycota, Glomeromycetes, Entrophosporales, Entrophosporaceae. The record is from the annotation of a GenBank genome assembly.